This is a messenger RNA of Prunus armeniaca (apricot), 489 nucleotides long. The record is from the annotation of a GenBank genome assembly. Lineage: Eukaryota; Viridiplantae; Streptophyta; Magnoliopsida; Rosales; Rosaceae.
AUGGCUCUGAAAUUAAGUUUAUUGGCAAUGCAUUUGUUCUUAUUGUUAGCAUCUACAUCUAAAGCUCAUGCUAGUGUGUUUGACGUGACGAGUGCAACAUACGGUGCAAAGCCUGGCUCUAAUGUCAGUAAGGCCUUGGCCAAGGCUUGGAGUGAUGCAUGUGCAUUGCCAUCGGCGAGUAAAGUUGUUGUUCCGAGCGGGACAUACAAGUUAAAAGAAGCAACUUUCAGAGGCUCCUGUAAGGCUCCUAUUGAGAUGCAAGUUCAAGGCACAUUGCAUGCUCCAGCAGAUGCUAGCCAACUCACAAGACCGGAUACUUGGGUUGACUUUCAGUACAUUGACAUGCUCACCUUAUCAGGUGGUGGGACUUUUGAUGGCCAAGGAGCACUUGCUUGGAGUCAAAAUGACUGCCACAAAAACAAAAAUUGCAACCUAUUCCCGUUAAUCUGCGCUUCGAAUUCCUCACCAAUUCCAAAGUUCAGGACAUAA